AUGUCCUUUCUAGAGUGGAGACCACGUCUAGGCAAACAUAGUGUAGGGCGCCCUCCAGCUAGGUGGACUGACGACAUCCGCAGGGUCGUCUGCAUUGUGUUUGCAGCUGUUGGAAUAUGGAUUAUCUCAUCACCAAGCACAUUGGCGAAAGUCAUCGAAUCCACUGGCAACUCUACACUUAAGUACUCUGCGCUUGUGCUUCUUCUGUUACUUCUGGAGUGUGCCCUCCUCUAUUACUUCUCAAGCAAUCUGGUUGAAAAAGGACUUCACAAAGACGAUGGGCUGUGGACGCACGCAAUGAGGCUCGCAUUCAGAUGCUGUGAACAUAACACUUCAAUACCAGAGACUAGGAAGCCUCCAUGGUCCUGUUGUGGCCCAGAAUUGUACCCAGACAAUUGCACUACGUCUCUCAUGUACGAGAAGGAUUGUCACGCCUCAAUAGUGAAUUGGUUAGACCGCUACCAGUUGUCGAUAUAUACGUCUCUAGCAGUAUUCCACGUUAUAAUAGCAUCGUGCGCUAUCAUACGACGGUCAAAUUCUAAAUCGCAGCGUCUUAGCUAGCGAUCGCAGCGGCGCGUUAGCGCGUCACCACAGCCAGAACCUUCAGAGGUUCCCAGGUUAAGACCUGCAUGGAGUAACCGCGUCGCCCCGACAGUGGAGCCAUCUAACGAAGACGUUAUAAUGCUAGUCGUAGGAAGAGCAAGGCUAGGAUGGGUAGAUAAAUAAAAAAAUGUGAUUAUACUGGGUAGAGUGGAAUUUAUGACUAGUCUGGGUAGAAGAAUGAAGUUUGUGACUAAGUUGGGUAAUGGAGAAAAAU
Molecule: messenger RNA, 817 nt
Organism: Spodoptera exigua (beet armyworm)
Lineage: Eukaryota; Metazoa; Arthropoda; Insecta; Lepidoptera; Noctuidae
Source: the annotation of a GenBank genome assembly